UCCACUUCUCGCCGAGGAGGCGCACAACACACAGCUCCUCUGUAUCCUGCUACGCCGCUCGCAAUAUAAAGGGGGCCGGACCACACGGAAAACGGGGAAAACAGGAAAAGCAAAACAUUGUUUUUUGACAGGAUGACCAACACUUUCCUAAACAUGGCGUCGAUAGGCGACUUCGACCCGCUCAACGCGUCUAUUCCUGCCACCAAAGUUGAAAUCACAGUGUCCUGCAGAAACCUGCUGGACAGGGACACCUUCUCCAAAUCAGACCCAAUUUGUGUCCUCUACACACAAGGCAUGGGCAACAAGGAGUGGAGAGAGUUUGGGAGAACAGAGGUAAUAGACAACACGCUAAACCCAGACUUUGUGCGGAAAUUCAUUUUGGACUACUUCUUUGAAGAGCGACAGAACCUCCGAUUUGACUUGUAUGAUGUCGACUCGAAGAGCGCCAACCUGUCAAAACACGAUUUUCUGGGCCAGGCCUACUGUACUCUCGGAGAGGUGGUUGGAUCAUUGGGCAGUCGCUCGGAAAAAGCUCUUGGAGGCAUUCCAGGGAAGAAAUGUGGGACCAUUAUUGUGAAAGCUGAGGAGCUGAACAACUGCAGGGAAUCAGUGAUGAUGCAGUUCUGCGGGAACAAGCUGGACAAAAAGGAUUUCUUUGGCAAAUCCGACCCCUUCCUGGUCUUCCACAGGAGCAAUGAGGAUGGCACGUUUACCAUCUGCCACAAGACAGAGGUGGUGAAGAACACAUUGAACCCAGUGUGGCAGGCCUUUAAGAUCCCUGUCCGGGCUCUCUGCAAUGGCGAUUAUGACAGAACGAUUAAGGUUGAGGUGUACGACUGGGACAGAGACGGCAGUCACGACUUUAUUGGAGAAUUCAGCACCAGCUACAGGGAACUAUCCAGAGGGCAGAGCCAGUUUAACGUCUACGAGGUGAUAAAUCCAAAGAAAAAAGGGAGGAAGAAAAAAUACCUCAACUCUGGAACGGUAACGCUGCUGUCAUUCCUGGUGGACAUUGAAGUCACCUUUCUGGACUACAUCAAAGGAGGGACCCAGAUUAACUUCACCGUGGCCAUUGAUUUCACAGCUUCCAAUGGCAAUCCAGCCCAGCCCACAUCCCUCCACUACAUGAGUCCCUACCAGCUGAACGCCUACGCAAUGGCCUUGAAGGCAGUAGGAGAGAUCAUCCAGGAUUACGACAGCGAUAAGAUGUUUCCCGCACUGGGCUUCGGAGCCAAGCUGCCACCUGACGGACGGGUCUCCCACGAGUUUGCCUUGAACGGGAACCCUCAGAACCCGUACUGUGCUGGUAUUGAGGGUGUGAUGGAGGCCUACUACCAGAGUCUGAAGUCAGUGCAGCUCUACGGACCCACGAACUUCUCCCCCGUCGUCAACCACGUGGCCAGGUAUGCAGCUUCAGUGAAGGACGGCUCUCAGUACUUUGUGCUCCUCAUCAUCACAGAUGGCGUCAUCUCAGACAUGGCUCAGACCAAGGAGUCUAUUGUCAAUGCCGCCUGUCUGCCAAUGUCCAUCAUCAUCGUGGGGGUGGGGCCUGCAGAAUUUGAUGCCAUGGUUGAGUUGGAUGGCGAUGAAGUCAGAAUCUCAUCCAGAGGAAGAUACGCUGAGAGGGACAUUGUUCAGUUUGUCCCAUUCAGAGACUACAUCGACCGGACGGGGAACCACAUCCUGAGCAUGGCCCGACUCGCCAAAGACGUCUUGGCUGAGAUCCCCGACCAGUUCCUGUCCUACAUGAGGACCCGCGGGAUCAAGCCGUCGCCAACGCCGCCUCCCUACACGCCGCCAGCGCAACCCAUCCAAACCCAGAUAUGAGAAGCCGGGGGGAGACAGGUUUCGGAGACAGGGGUCAGCUGAACUUUACGAGCGAAAUACUUCCAUUUCCCUAAAGGCCGCUCUCCAUGCCUUGUCGUCGUGGAUCACGUGUUCAGGAGGCUGCAUGUCGGGCCGGGAGAGUGUCGAGGAAAAGCCAAUGAGAGUCUGUUUACUUCCACUGUCAAGCAUUCCUGUGACUGUCUGGAUUUUUUGGGGGGGCUGGGGUAACGCGGAGAGGCAGAGAGUCUGAAUUUAAUCUGGGAGGAAAAGAAGGAAUGAAGGAGGAAAUGAAGGACAGCUUUCGAAACAAAGAGAAUGUCCCCAGACAAAACAAAGGAAUCACUUGAUGAACUCUUUCUGUAAAUAACUGGACAUAUGUCACUUCUUCUUUCUCUGUCUCUUUCUCUCUAUCUCUCUACAACUCACUCAUUGUUUACAGUAAACGCUGACAAGGAUUUUUACUGUUGAUACUUUUAUAUACACACAGUUUCAGUAUGAAGCUUGUAAUAUUCUCUCUCCUUCUCUCUCUCUCUCUCUCUCUCUCUCUCUCUCUCUCUUUCUCUCUCCUGGCAUGUGUGUCAGGUAGCAGCAGUGCAGGUCCUGGUAGCCCCUCUGUACUGUACCGUACCGUGCUGUACCGUACCGUACUGUAUUCUGGUGUUUGUAAUAACCUUUUGCAUGAGUGUAGCCUCAGUCAAGUGCAUGCAUAUAGUGGCCCUGCACUACCUCUUCUAUCCAUCUACUCAUCCGUCUGUCUGUCUGUGGGGGGUGAGUGUCUGUCUGCCUGUAUCCAUUUGUCACUUCACCCUCUCUGUCUGUCUGUCUGCACUGCUCUCAGGCCUGAGAAGUCUAUCUAUCUGUCUCCCUGUUGUACCUUUUCUUCUCAUCUAUAUCUCUCAUGUUCUUUCCUUUCUUUUAUGCCUCUGUCACUUUAACCAGCUGUGUUUCCAUCCAACUUUCUUUUUUUCUUUUUGCGAGUUAUAAUAGACGAGCUGAAAAGAAAAUGCAUCAUUUUUAUGCUCAUCAGAGGACAGACGGAUUUUAUUACCGAAUGUAGAAGAGCAAAGGAUUGCCCUUGGUUCACCAGACAUAAUCAGCUUGAUAAAUGGUGCAGAUUCCGAAAUGAACUUUAAAAUAUAAAAAUGUUCCACGCUUCUUCCCAGAGAUGUUUUAUCGUGUAUAAGGGGUCCAACAUCUUCAAAAAGCCAGGAUAUGUACAUUACUGGUAUUUUUUAAUUGUGCUUGCAGCGUGGCUCUAGGGAUGAAAGUGUCAGUCAGCCCACCACUUUGGUCAACACUGAAAAACCUCAACAAAUGUUGGAUAGAUUGCCAUAAAAUUAAGCAUAAAUAUUCAUGUGAUUUUUCAUCUAGCACCAUUAUCAGGUCAGAAUUAAAAUUUCCACAGUACUUUGUUCUUUGAUAAAAUACCUGAAAACCUAAAAAAAACCCUGACAUUCCCGUCCUCAGAUGUACUCGGUGUUUAGCAUGCUAACAAACUAAGAUGAACAUGGUAAACAUUAUAUCUGUUAACAUGUUAUUGUGUUUGCCACUAGCAUGGCUGUAGACUCUUAAGGCUGACUUAUAGUUGUAUGCAGACUCUACACAGAGAAUACACCAUCGUCUACACAAGUGGUCUACACCAUUGCGAGCAUUUGUACUUUUGCAGUGGUAUGUCUGUGUUGCUUUGCAAUUACAUUCCAAAAUAUUAGUUCACAGUGGCGUUUCUGGAACACUGCGUUGAGUGUCUGUGAAGUGCCGUAAAGUUUGAUUGAUUCAAUUAACGGACCUAAAACACACAUAACACAUGACUCAAUAGCAACAACAUUUAACAAAAGUACGAAAUUCGGCUCUAUUUUAAUUCACAAGGUUCACAAACUAAACACUUGUCUUUUCCGAGACAUGUUUCCCACAUAAAUACAACAUGCUAACGAUAUUAGCAUAAGCCUAUGACAUUUUACAUUGCAUGAAUUAGCCAAGCAGCUAGCGGACUUUUCCUUUACUCAUAUUAAGCAGAGGACAACAGCAACAUUUAACAAAGGUAACAUUACAAAAUUAGGCUCCUUUUUUAACUCACAAGUUUCAACGACAAAAUAAUAGUCUUAUUCUAGACAUGUUUUUCCCACAUAUGAACAUGCUAACAUUAUUAGCAUAAGCCAAUGAGAUUGUAUUGCAGAAAUUAGCCUAGUGACUAGCAGAAUUUUCCUCUACUCACAUGAACUCAGGAUGAAUCACACGCAACAAGAAACAAGUUGUUUCUUAUCUCUGAAAUAAAUUUAAAUAAAGCUUCGCUCCCACUAAUGGAAAUGGUUUUUCAGUUUACAGGCGCUGCUGCAGCCUGUAGAUUCAACACAGGAGUUUAAACCUGGCUUUAGUCUUGUGCUUUGUGUCAAAGAAACCGUACAGUAUGGCCAACGUUAGCAAACAUUUAACAACAAAUGUUUUACUUUUUUACAUUUCAAAUUUGUUUGCUUUAGCCACGAUGAUGAAGAUUCAAAUGGUGCAGUUUCUGUGUCCAGCAUGUCAUAUUCUUGCAUUGCUUUCUUUUUUACAUCUGAGUGGAAGCUUGGCUACUCUGUCUCUCUCUCUCUCUGUCUCUGUUCUCCUCCAAACUGCCUUGGCAAUAUGAUGCCCACAUGCCCAGGGGUUCCGUCUCAUCGUGUCGUCCAACACCACAUCCCCGCCUCAUGUUUAAAACGACAGCAGCUGCUCUCAAACUAAAUACUGUUUGAGCAUAAAGAGCCCAGUGGUCAAAAAUGCAGAGAAAAAACACACUUUCCCUUUGUUGGCUUUUUGUUCCAUUUGAUUUUUUUUUAUUUGGGUGUGUACUUUUUAUUGCACCUUUAGCUUUGAUAUAGCUUUUUAUAUGUUUGUUUUUAUGAUGUGUAUUUUUAUGUGCCAAUCAUGUGUAAAAGGAUGAUUUGUGUGAAUCCUGUCAGUCACUGAGGAUGUCCGACAAGUUUCCAAUUUAACAUAGUUUCUAAAUGAAGAAUGAGUUCUGUUUGAAUGUGGAAGGAUUGUUCAAUGUUGUUAUGAACGAGUGUUUCAAUGAUAAGUUAACAUGUUUUAAUGUGAAUGAGAUUUGUCUUUUAAAACAACAUUCUGUGAAAUGUUUGAGAGAGUUUUUGAAAGUCUUACAAAAAGUGGGAAUGCAGGAACAUUUUAACAUUUAUUGGACUGUGAGUGAAGUAUGUCGCAGCACCAACAAUAUGAAAGGAUAUUUAAGCGUUGCCGUGAUGUUAAAGCUUAGUAAUUUUGUUGUAUGAACACCCUGAAGUAGUCUUAAAAUUAUGGCACAGACAUUAUCAUUAUCGGGAUUUUGUAUGAAGUAAUGUAAAGCUCAUGACCACCACAUUAUCCGCUGACUCACUCUGAUGUCUUACAAAAUGAAGACUUUUCAAUGAAAAUAUUAUGUAUUAUCAAUAA
Messenger RNA from Epinephelus moara (kelp grouper), 5250 nucleotides. RefSeq names its product copine-8. Gene Ontology annotation, biological process: cellular response to calcium ion. Lineage: Eukaryota; Metazoa; Chordata; Actinopteri; Perciformes; Serranidae. The transcript has 20 exons. Gene Ontology annotation, cellular component: plasma membrane. The record is from RefSeq and is a predicted model, not a curated record. Gene Ontology annotation, molecular function: calcium-dependent phospholipid binding. The coding region runs from base 133 to 1827 and encodes 564 amino acids.